Messenger RNA from Talaromyces proteolyticus, 915 nucleotides. Its product is annotated as mediator complex, subunit Med20. Gene Ontology annotation, molecular function: transcription coregulator activity. The record is from RefSeq and is a predicted model, not a curated record. Gene Ontology annotation, biological process: regulation of transcription by RNA polymerase II. The transcript is spliced from 2 exons. NCBI's taxonomy places the organism in Eukaryota, Fungi, Ascomycota, Eurotiomycetes, Eurotiales, Trichocomaceae. Gene Ontology annotation, cellular component: mediator complex. The coding region runs from base 1 to 915 and encodes 304 amino acids.
AUGCCACAUACAGGGGUCUACUUCAUCCCCUCAAGCCCCAACGCGCCAAACAUCCUAGGCCCUCUAACCGAGCGCCUGCGCUCAAUAUACGGCGAUGAAGUCGUUCCCUUCGGCCGCUGGGGCCUAGAGCACAAGUUAAUGAAAGACACACCCUCGUGCCUCCCAGCAUCUGCGCACGCGCCCAAUCCCGCGCCAAGACCGCGUUACAUGCACUUCCUAUCGACAACCAACUAUCCCAAAGUCGGCUUCAUAUAUGCGUCAUCAGACACGCCGCGUGUGGGUUCAGAGAUGGUCAUGUCGCCGGUCCCCAUCACGUCGUCGGCGGAACUCUUCAGGCACUUCGUGCGGGCUUGUGAACCGCUCUGGUGUCAUCGGCACACGGUCACUGUCACAGGGGCCAUCUAUGAUGUUGGUGAUUUUCGGGUUAGGCUGGGAGAAGUGCGGCAGACGCAGCCGCAGGCAAGGCCGAGAGGGACGAUUAUGGAGGUCGAAUGGAAGGGACCAUCGGUUAUCGCGUCGGCUGGAGCUUUGAUGGCGGUAGAGGAUGGUCUUGCUGAUAUCGAGCCUAGCGUUGACAUUUCCUAUGUACCGACGGAAGAAGAAGUCAAUGCAGAGUAUGCCGACAUUGCACAAUUAAUACGGGAAUUCUGGGCACGGCUUGCGAUUCAGGACAAGACUGCUCGAGAGUCUAUUCUAGUACCGGAUCUCGGCAAAGAAGUAAAAGAAAGGUUUAACCAGCGGCGGCAGCCAGGGUGGUAUGAAAGGGAAGCUCAACGGCGGCAGAAGAGAUUGGAGGCAUUGUUACUGGAUCGAAGCUGGGGAGGGGUUUCGAGUCUACCAGAAAAGGAGGAUGAUAUGGAUACUGGCGUUGACCUGGCAAGACAGUACAUGGAGCUUUUCCGCUUUAACCGAUGA